AUGUCAAGUGUUGCUCAAAAUCAAAACAACCAACGACCAGCUUCAAUGAAGAAGGUGAAACAGGGUUAUAGUUCUCUGUAUUUCAAUCCUUUAAACGACAUCACUCACUACCGUAGCUUCAGCUGCGACUCUGGCCGCUUACCCUCCAAAGGUAACAGUAACACCUUUCACUGUCAAGAUCAAGUCCAUGACAACAAGGAAAACGCCAACGCCAACGCCAACGCCAACGCCAAUGGGUCAUCUUCUCUGCCAAAGCCCUUCUCAAAGUCCAAGUCUUUGUCCACUGACAGCAUUUUGAAGCCUUCCUCGCUUCAGUUCUGCAUGCAAAUGAACGACCUUGAAUCGCAUAAUUCCACCUCUUUGAACAUUUGGGACUACUCUGACUCAGAGGCAGCUCCUGCUUCUUCCUGGUCCACUUUGCCCAACAAGUCCUUGAUUUGUAGACCCUUGCCGAUAGAUAUUGGAGGGUGCACGUGUUUUAUUGUGAAGGAAGCAACCCCGCAGGAACUAUCAGGGGGCACUUUCUUCUCUCUUUAUACCAAUGAAGGUCAGGGACGGCAGAAUAGGAAACUAGCCGUGGCCCACCACAGGCGGCGGAAUGGGCGGUCUCAGUUCAUUGUAGCUCAGAAUGUAAAAGGAAUAGUGUCCAACUCAGAUGAUAGUUUUCUUGGGACAGUAACAGCUAACCUCAUGGGCUCAAAAUACCACAUUUGGGAUCAGGGAUAUCGUCAUAAUUCACUAAGUAAACAACCAAAGCCACCGCUUGCUGUUGUGACCUAUAUACCUACAGUAACAACGUGCACAGGAAGUCACAGAAGCAUGAGGGCAUAUAUACCCAAGCAUCAAUCCAUGUCACUGAAGAACACAACCCAGGUGCAACAUAUCAAAGGAUUACCAAUGAAUUGGGAGGGAAAAUUGGACAAAGUCCAUCAACUGUUCUCAAGGGUUCCACUUUACAACAGGAUUUCCAAGCAAUACGAACUUAACUUUAGAGAUAAAGGAAAGGCAGGACUAAAAAUUCAAAGAUCAGUUAAAAAUUUCCAGCUGACUUUAGAGGAGAAUGGGAGGCAAACCAUCCUGCAGCUAGGGAGGGUGGCAAAAUCAAAAUUCAUCAUGGACUUCAGAUAUCCCUUGACAGGUUACCAGGCGUUUUGCAUAUGUUUGGCUUCCAUUGAUGCAAAGCUUUGUUACACAGUGUAGUGGGAAAAUU
Molecule: messenger RNA, 1210 nt
Organism: Abrus precatorius (Indian licorice)
Lineage: Eukaryota; Viridiplantae; Streptophyta; Magnoliopsida; Fabales; Fabaceae
Product: tubby-like protein 8
Exons: 9
Coding region: 1-1200 (399 amino acids)
Source: RefSeq, a predicted model, not a curated record